ACUGGAAAUCGUUCUGUGCGGUCGAACAAAUUAUAUACGUAAAUAAAUAUAUUUAUACGUGAUAUAUACGCAACUUGCCAAGAAUGGCUGAAAAUUUGGAGUUAAGUGAUAUGUUUGACUAUGGGUAUUUUGCGGAUUGUCGUAUAUUAAAAGGGAGAAAUAAACCAACAGUGGUAGUUCCAUUAGAUAAGACUGAUCUUGAGAAGCUCAAUGUAGAAUUCCUAUCGAGUAUUAAGCAUGAAAAUAUUGCUGAAAUAUAUAAUACCAUAAAUUUAAAAGAAGAUGAAUACCUCGUUCAUAUACUUGUGGAAUAUUCGGAUUGUGGAUCUCUGAGUCGUUACUUACAUGGGGAGGAGCAGCGAGAAUAUACAUUUAAAGAUUUGCUCUCCUGGAUGCAUCAGGCCUCCAAGGGUCUUCAAUACAUCCAUUCCCGGGACCCUAUACCGUCCUUUCGAGAUAUAGAACCCGGAGGACUUAUGCUAUCCAACAGCUUUGGUACCCUAAAAAUCUGUGGCAUUCAUCAUACAACCAUAAUUGACGAUAGCAUAUAUGCAUCACCGGAGGUGCUAACAGAAAAAAAUGCGAGUCACAAAUGCAACGUAUUCAGCUUUGGUAUUAUCUUUUUGGAGUUGAUGUCACGCAAGUUACCUUUCCAACACUUAAUAUGUUCAGUUUAUGAUAUUAAAGAAUAUGUUUUAAAAGGGGAACGUCCGAAACUUAAUGAAAUACGAUUACAAAACUGUGAGCAGAUCAAGGAAUUAAUUGAAAAAUGCUGGAAUUCCGAACCGGAUAUGAGGCCCUCAAUGGAUGAGAUAUGCUCAAAAAUCGCACAUUUUCUUAAAAGUGCUUCGGAUCAAAUCAUAAGUUCUAACGCAGGAGCAGUUUGGGACUUUAAAGCAAUUGUAAUUGGCGAGGAAAUACAAAGAGGAAAGUUUGGCGUUACGUCCAAGGCCACGUGGUAUUCUCAGACAAUUGCUGUAAAGGAAUUGAAACACAUUAUCAAUGAAAAUAUCGAAUAUCGAGCCAUGCAGCUGAAGAAUUUAUCACAUGAUAAUAUCGUACAUAUCUUUGGAAUCGCAAUGAAUGGCGAAUCUACAUAUUUACUUAUGGAAUACGUAGAGGAUGAAUCCCUGUUUAACCGUGUCCACAAUAAAUUGAUAGAAAUUACUAUCGAUUCGGCUAUGAAUUGGAUGUAUUCUGCAGCGGAGGCCAUCAAAUACCUGUUUUGUGAGAUGAAGCUAGACCCCCGUUUCCUUUGUAAUUUGAAGACUAAGAAUCUGAAGUUCAUUGAUUGCUUCAUAUACUUGAAAUUAUGUAAUUUUUGUCUUGCGUUUGACGAUGAAAAAGUGUUGAAAAACAAUUUAGAUAAGUCCUAUAUGGCACCGGAGUCAAUCAGAGAAGGAGCUUACACGGAGCAGAGUGUCAUAUAUAGCUUUGGUAUUAUCUUCUGGGAGGUAUUGGCACGCAAGAAGCCUUUCGAUAAAUAUAAAACUCCAUUACAGAUUAUGAGCGCGGUCGAAAAAGGUGAACGUCCGCCUAUUGAAAACAUAGCUGAAAUUACCUCGAGUUCAAUAGAAACAUUCAUUACAAAAUGUUGGCAUCAAAAACCGGAAGAACGAUACAAAAUGGAUGAAUUAUUGAUGUCACUGCAGAAUCUGAAGUCAGAAAUCAAAAUCUAUGAGAAACCGGUUGACAUCGAUUUUUCGGAAUUAAAUCUAAAUAUUGUUACCGAAAGUCAAUUUGGUAUAAUAUACAAAGGCGAUUAUCGAGAGACGGAGAUAGCAGUUAAAAAAUUUAAACAAGUUUUUAAGCACAAUAUCAAGAAAGGUCUUGAAAAAGAGGUCACUCGUCACUCACGCUUGAACCAUGAGAAUAUUGUAAAACUAUAUGGUAUUACUUAUGAUAAAAAUGAUAUUCUACAUUUAGUCAUGGAAUACGCUAACUGCGGAUCCCUCUACAACUAUUUGCAUGAUGAGGAACAGCGAACGUACACAGUUAAGAAUUCCCUCCACUGGAUGUAUCAGGCGGCAAAGGGCAUUAACUAUCUACUGCAUGGAAGAACCAUGUCAGAAAUACAUUGCAAUUUAAAUUCUCAAAAUAUGUUGCUGUUCAAAAACUGCAGACUCCUGAAAAUUAGUGAUUAUUGCUUUCCUGGCGAUCGAGAUAAUCUUUCAAUCCAUCAAAAUAGGGCUUAUUUAGCACCAGAAGCUCUCGAAAAGAGAGAGUAUUCAAAAGAGACCGACAUAUAUAGCUUUGGUAUUGUAUUUUGGGAGGUGAUGACACGCAAGAAGCCAUUCCCCGAUUUGGAUACAUCAGUAGAAGAAGACAUCACUAAUGGCUUACGACCGGAUCUGAAAGAUAUAAUUGAAUCAGAGUAUAAGGACAUAAUAAUUAAAAUAAUUGAAAGGUGCUGGGAUGGAUAUCCAGAAAAACGUCCAUCAAUUACAACACUGAUCGAUGAGCUGUAUAAACCUGAGGCGUUUGAAGAAGUUGCUAGGUGUGAAUCUGAAGAAGCUCCGGCCGUAGACCUUAGGGAUAUUGAUAUGGGAAAGGAAAGUGUUGGAAAAGGUACCUUCGGCGAUAUCUAUAAAGCUACUUGGUUUAAGAAAGAGAUCGCUGUACAGCAAUGUACAACGAAAACUUUUGGAGGGGACGAUUUUGACUCAGCAGAUCUUAAAAGAUGGUUCCAACAGCUUUCUCGACUUAACCAUGAGAAUAUUGUGGAACUAUAUGGAAUUGCCUUUGAUGAGAAUCAUAUCUUUAUACUAAUGGAUUCCCCAGUGUGCGUAUCGCUUUACAACUAUUUGCAUGGAGAAGAACACUUUGAGUAUACAGUGCUGCGAGGACUCAAUUGGAUGAGCCAAUGUGCUAAGGGCUUAAAUUACUUGCAUACCAUGACACCAAGCCCGUUGUUUCAUGGUCGUUUAUCGCCACACAACCUUCUACUACCGAUAACCAAUAAUUACCGAAAUUUGAAAAUUUGUGAUUUUGGCAUUGCUCAGGAACUGCAAUUUUCAUUUACUCCUUACAAUAACAUUUCUUAUUAUAUGAACAAAAAAAUAUAUACAGGAUAUCCACGAGAAGAAUCAACAGGAGUAAACGUCAAAGGAAUUAUAAGUCCAAUUCAGAGCGACAUUUUUAACUUUGGAACUAUUCUAUGGGAGGUGAUGUCACGCAGGAGAGCUUUGUUUCGAAUACGCUACAACAUUGUGAUGCUGGCUUAUUUGCCACUUAUUAUUAUAGAAGGUGCAAAACCGAUUGAAGGUAUAAUACAACGUUGUUGGUACCCGCGUCGGAAAGAAAAAAAUCUAGAAAUGGAAUGGCUUUCUUCUGAACUCAAAAAUAUGGUCAUAACAUCGGAAAAAUCACACAUUUAUCAUGUCAUGAAACAAUUGGACGAAGAAGAGUACGCUACGCUCGCAAUAGAAAACAUAAAGGAACGAAUUAAGGAACGAAUUCCGGAAAUUGAGCCAAAAUUCGUAGAGAAUGUGGAUUUUAACGAUAUACAAAUUUGUGAGAUCCUUGGACGAGGUUCAUUCGGCGUUGUUAACAGAGCUGAAUGGUCUAAUAGAACUAUUGCAUUAAAAAAAAUUACUCCCCAAAAAAAAUCAAGCCUUCAUGACAUUAAGAAUGAGAUCAAGUUUCUUUCUGGUCUUUGCCACAAAAAUAUUGUGAAAUUAUAUGCCACCGCGUCGCAUUCGCAGUCUUUUUAUUUACUCAUGGAAUAUGCAGAAUGUGGAUCUCUCUACGACUGCUUGCAUGGAGAAGAUCAACGUAAAUACACAAAGUCAGAUGGUAUUAACUGGAUGAUUCAACUUGUUGAGGGUAUAGCUUACAUGCAUAAUUGCAGAAGUAAGCCCAUUAUUCAUCGUGAUUUGAAAUCUAAAAACUUACUAUUAACCGAUGAAUUCAAAAAUUUGAAGAUUGGUGAUUUUGGCACUGUAAAAGAAUUGACGACAUUAAAUACAGAUUCUGUUGGCACGCCCUCUUAUACAGCUCCCGAGGUUUUCACUGGACAAAGAAUGUAUACAGAAAAAUGCGAUAUUUAUAGCUUUGGCAUUAUUCUUUGGGAGGUAAUGUCACGAAAGAAGCCUUUUGAUCACCUUGGGAAGUCCGAGCCGAUGGCAAUGCUACGUUUUACUGCCGAUGGGAAUCGACCUUUACUGGAUGAUGAACUUAAACACAAAUUUGGUGAGCCUUUAGUAAAAUUGAUUGAGGAUUGUUGGCAUCAAGAUCCGAUACGACGACCCACUGCCAAAUCAAUUGAUCUUUCUGAAGUCUCACGUUCUGAUGAUCAUAUUGAAAAAGACAUCGCUAAAGCACCGUAAUUAUUACAAUUAAUAUUCUGCUCAUUGAAUGUCCUGUUGGUAAUAUCUAAGAAUAUCUAAGUAACUGGCAAAUUAACCAAACAGUGACCCCUACCCCUAAUUGCGUUUCAACCCACAUGUUGAACACCCGUUGUCACACUGAAUUAAUUUAACGCUUCGUAUGGCAUACAAUUUAUUUACAAAAAUGUUUUUAAAAUUAAUGAGAUACCUCGCAAACAGGGCUGGGGACUGUAAAGGUGUCAAACAUUAACAAAAAAAAGAAUAAAUAAAUUAAUAUAAACAAUUUUAA
This is a messenger RNA of Drosophila grimshawi, 4617 nucleotides long. RefSeq lists its product as uncharacterized. Gene Ontology annotation, molecular function: magnesium ion binding; ATP binding; MAP kinase kinase kinase activity. The transcript has 24 exons. Gene Ontology annotation, biological process: protein phosphorylation; JNK cascade; positive regulation of canonical NF-kappaB signal transduction. The coding region runs from base 84 to 4328 and encodes 1414 amino acids. The record is from RefSeq and is a predicted model, not a curated record. NCBI's taxonomy places the organism in Eukaryota, Metazoa, Arthropoda, Insecta, Diptera, Drosophilidae.